AUGGCAGCGUCGAUGAGAUGGCAUGCAGAACAUGAUCAGAAGGAAAAAGAGAUCAAUCAUCCCUCUGAUGCCAAAGCGUGGAAACAUUUGAAUAAUGUCUAUCCUGAUUUUGCAAGCAACCCCCGCAACGUUUAUCUUGGGCUCUGCACAGAUGGCUUUAGUCCAUUUGGAAUGUCUGGAAGACAAUACUCUCUCUGGCCAGUCUUCUUGACGCCAUACAACCUUCCACCAGAGAUGUGUAUGGAAAAAGAAUUGCUUUUCAUGAGUAUAUUGAUACCUGGACCCAAACAUCCCAAAAGAUCCCUUGAUGUUUUUCUACAACCUUUGAUUGAAGAAUUGAAGGAAUUGUGGUCAACAGGCGUGCAGACAUAUGAUUGUUCAACGAGAACAAACUUUACAAUGCGAGCAGUUCUACUGUGGACUAUUAGUGAUUUUCCUGCAUAUGGGAUGUUGUCGGGCUGGACGACGCAUGGGAGGCUAUCUUGUCCAUAUUGUAUGGGAAGCACAGACGCAUUUCAGUUGAAGCAUGGUAGAAAGACGUCCUGGUUUGAUUGUCAUCGGAGAUUUCUUCUCAUUAACCAUCCGUACCGAAGGAACAAGAAACACUUUCGGUCAAAAAGGAUAGUAAGGGACACCGCUCCACCAUAUUUAUCUGGAGAGGAAAUCGAGAAGGAUAUUGAUUACUAUGGUGGACAAAACACAGUUGCCAAAGGCGGUAAUUGGCAUAAUCCUCCGAAUAUGCCUAAUGGUUACGGGACUCAGCAUAAUUGGCACAAGAAGAGUAUAUUUUGGGAACUUCCAUAUUGGAAAGAUCUGCUGCUGCGCCACAAUCUGGACGUGAUGCAUAUAGAGAAGAACUUCUUUGACAACAUCAUGAAUACGUUGUUGAACGUCCCUGGGAAGACAAAAGAUAACAAGAACUCAAAGUUGGAUUUACCUGCAUUAUGUUCUCGGAUUGAACUGCAUAUUAUGAACGAUGGGAGAAUUCCAGUUCCCAUUUUCAGAUUGUCAGCACAAGCAAAAGCUGCGUUGUUCAAGUGGGUGGCGUCAGAUGUGAAGUUUUCUGAUGGAUAUGUUUCAAAUCUAUCAAGAUGUAUUGAUCAUCAGGGACAAAAGUUUUCAGGAAUGAAGUGUUUUUAUGCAACGACUUCUGCCAUUUGCACUUGCGGAGUUGCUUCCAAAAGAGGCAUCGGAGCUUUUUUCAGAGAUCUUAGUGCACGCACCUUAACUGUAGACGUCAUCACACAACUUGAUGCGAAUAUCCGGAUCUUGAUGUGUAAUUUGGAGAAAAUUUUUCCUCCGUCAUUUUUUGACGUCAUGGAACAUCUGGUUAUCCACCUUCCGUAUGAGGCAAUGCUACGUGGACCUGUUCAUAAUGGAUGGAUGUAUCUUUACGAACGAGCUAUGAAAUAUUUGAAAGGCAAAGCAAAAAAUCUGGCAAGGGUGGAAGGUUCAAUAGUUGCUGGGAGUUUGAAUGAGGAAACAUCUCACUUUACGUCCUACUACUUUGCGUCACAAGUCCGGACCAAAAAAAGGAAUACGAGCAGAUAUGAUGAUGGUGGUGUUAUGCCGACAUAUAUUGUUGAAGAUGUUCCAGACAUAUUUACUCAGAUUGGACGGCUUGGUGGAAAACUAAAAGAAGUUUGCGAUUUUGUUGCCCAAGUCGAAGAAGCUAUACCAGGAAUAUCAACUGCUGAUCUCAACAAAAGGAAAGACCAACACUUUGUGAAAUGGUUGAUUAUGAUGAUCAAUUUUUAUCCUCAAUGGUUUCACGAAUUGAUACAAGGUCUGGUCGGUAAGGUCACCAUUGCAUCUAUGUAUUUCACAAGAGGAUACACUUUUCACACUUACGAAUAUGGAAGUCGACGAGCAACAAUGAACUAUGGAGUAUGUGUGAAAGGUGAAACAGAUUGCUAUGGAAUCUUAAAAGAGAUCAUCGAAGUGGAGUUUCCCGGUGUAGUGAAGCUGAAAUGCGUGCUCUUCAAAUGUGAUUGGUUUGACCCCACAGUCAAUAGAGGUGUUCGAUAUAGCAAGUUUGGUGUUGUUGAUAUAAAUGCUUCACGGAGAGUUGUGAAUGAUGACCCACCGCCAUUACAAAAAGAUGCAGUAAAUGAAGUUGAAGUACCCGAAAAAGUAGAAGAUGAUAUCUUACUUAUUGAUCCGCAUAAUCCGGGAUACGAAGAACUUCUAGACGAUGCAACGAAUGAAGCAAAUGAAGAUGAAUUUGAAGAAAAUGAUGAAGCGGAUGAUGUUUCUGAUGACGAGUGUCAAAACGUUUGUGUUUAA
Messenger RNA from Raphanus sativus (radish), 2286 nucleotides. RefSeq lists its product as uncharacterized. The record is from RefSeq and is a predicted model, not a curated record. The transcript has 6 exons. Lineage: Eukaryota; Viridiplantae; Streptophyta; Magnoliopsida; Brassicales; Brassicaceae. Bases 1 to 2286 code for a protein of 761 amino acids.